CCGGCGGGCGGGAGCUUUGCAUUUUGCAGCGCUGGGCUCCGAGGGGGCGGGGGCUGGAGGAAGCGGAAAGCCGCGCCGAGUCGCCGGGGACCUCCGUGAACCAUGUUGAGCCCUGCCAACGGGGAGCAGAUCCACCUGGUGAACUAUGUGGAGGACUACCUGGACUCCAUCGAGUCUCUGCCUUUCGACCUGCAGAGAAACGUCUCGCUAAUGCGGGAGAUUAUUUUUUCCUUUGCAGAAAUCCUGAAGGAACUGGAUGAGUAUUAUGAGAAGUUUAAACGUGAGACGGAUGGCACCCAGAAGAGGCGAGUGUUGCACUGCAUUCAGAGAGCCCUGAUUCGGAGUCAGGAGCUGGGGGAUGAGAAGAUCCAGAUUGUGAGUCAAAUGGUGGAGCUGGUGGAGAACCGGACCAGGCAGGUGGACAGUCAUGUGGAACUCUUUGAGGCACAUCAAGAGGUCAAUGACACCACUGGCCACAGUGGCAAAGCCAGCCAAGAUAAGUCCAAAAACGAGACAAUCACGCAGGCAGAAAAGCCCAAUAACAAGAGGUCCCGGCGACAGCGCAACAACGAGAAUCGGGAGAAUGCAGCUAAUAAUCACGACCAUGAUGACAUCACCUCAGGAACACCUAAGGAAAAGAAAGCAAAGGCCUCCAAGAAGAAGAAACGCUCCAAGGCCAAAGCAGAGAGGGAAGCAUCGCCUGCAGACCUUCCCAUUGACCCGAACGAGCCAACGUACUGUCUGUGUAAUCAGGUCUCCUAUGGAGAAAUGAUUGGCUGUGACAAUGACGAGUGCCCCAUCGAAUGGUUCCACUUCUCUUGUGUAGGACUGAAUCAUAAACCAAAGGGCAAGUGGUACUGUCCCAAAUGUCGAGGGGAGAAUGAGAAAACCAUGGACAAAGCCUUGGAGAAAUCCAAAAAGGAGAGGGCUUAUAACAGGUAGUGGUGGACCUCGCUGAACAGUGAGGAGAACUAAGCCCGUGUAUUUAUUACAUCGCCACCUUUGGUGAGGCGCAAGGACUGUACAAUGUAUAUUUUUAAAGAAUGUUAGAAAGGGAGCCAUUCCUUUUGUAGGGAUGGCAGUGGUUCUUUUUGCUUUUUGUUUUCAUUGGUACACAUGUGUAACAACAAAGUGGUCUGUGGAUCAACAUUUUAGAAACUACAAAUAUAGAUUUGAAUUAAACACUCAAGUGAGUCUCAGACUGAUUUUUAUUUUUCUUUUUGACUAGGGGAGUUGACUUGGAACCUAACACAUUAAACGUGGAAAGAAAAGGUUUUGUUUAGCUACUGUUUUAUUUUAAUAAAAGUAAUGUUAUUAAAACAUUAACUAAUUUUUUAAAAUUAUCCAAGUUGCUAAAUAUAUAGCCCAUAGCAAAUUUGUUUUCUUGCUAUAAUAAUGUAUGUCCGUAUAACAAUUUGAUUAAAAGGUUUAAAGUUUGAAGAUUAUUUUUUGAAAAGGUAAAUGGUCAAGUUUUACAUGACAAACAUUUUAUAUUCUGUCCUGUUCCCCUAAAUGGCCAUUUUUGAAUGAUUGGGUACAUUUUUUAUUAAACAGAAGUGGUCUAGUCUUGGAACUCCAAAUCACGCUUUUGCUAUCAUCCUAAUGUAGCUGUAUUUAAUUUACAUAAGGUAUAUAAAUGUACAUUUCCAAGUGAACUUGGACUUGGCUGUAUUAUAAUCAGAAGUGCAGCCAGGUGCCGUUGUGAAACCAAGGUGUGUUUUCUGCUGUGUGCAUGAGAGCUGUACAGAUGUGACAUCAAGAAAUAAAUGAAGCUUAGCCAGUUCCUCUAGCAGUAUAUUUAAUUUUGACAUAACUGAUUUUUAAAUUUUAGUCUUCAAAAUUGUACACCAGCAUUAGACAAAGCCUUAAGCAAAUUUUGUAUUAUUGUUCUCACUUAAUGAAAUAGAAGUUACCUAACUGCCAGCAAAUAAAUGUCAAAGCAGAAUAUAUAAUUAAACCAGGGCUUGGAAAAUUAUUGUCCACAGGCUAGAUCCAGCCCACCACCUGUUUUUGUAUUACCUGUGAGCAAGAAUCAUCUUCACUUUGUUAAAAGGUUAAAAAAUAAAAGUCAAAAGAAGAACCUUAUUUUGUGACACAUGAAAAUUAUAUGAAAUUCAAAUUUUAGUGUCCAGAAAUAAAGUUUUAUUGGCACACAGCCAUGCUCAUUUACUUACGCAUUGUCUGUGGCUGUUUUUGUACAAUGGCAGAAUUGAGUGGUUGUGAAAGAGGCCAUAUGACCCACAAAGCUGGAAUUAUUUAUUGUGCCCUAUGCAGAAGUUUGCUGAUCUCUUAUUUAGACUAAUUUCUUGUAUGAUAACCUAUGUUCUUAACUGCCCACAUAUUGAAAAGGUCAACAGAAUUUCCAUUUCUAAGCGAUUUAUGGUUCACUCGAACCAUAUGUUUCAGAAAAUGUUUCUUUCCAUAGUUUGUUUUGUAUUCUCUGAAGCUGCCUCAAGGAAGACUUGAGUAACCACUGUAGCAUAUAAGGAGCUAUAUGGCAUUUAUUUAUUAGUAAAACAAUAAGUUGCUUUUGAUUGUUUACUUCAUAAACAAUUAUCGAAAACUG
Molecule: messenger RNA, 2566 nt
Organism: Pteropus alecto (black flying fox)
Lineage: Eukaryota; Metazoa; Chordata; Mammalia; Chiroptera; Pteropodidae
Gene: ING1
Product: inhibitor of growth family member 1
Exons: 2
Coding region: 103-942 (279 amino acids)
Biological process (GO): positive regulation of DNA-templated transcription
Cellular component (GO): nucleus
Source: RefSeq, a predicted model, not a curated record